Cynara cardunculus var. scolymus (artichoke) is the source of this 1917-nucleotide messenger RNA. RefSeq lists its product as uncharacterized. Gene Ontology annotation, molecular function: nucleic acid binding. Gene Ontology annotation, biological process: DNA integration. The record is from RefSeq and is a predicted model, not a curated record. The transcript is spliced from 6 exons. Lineage: Eukaryota; Viridiplantae; Streptophyta; Magnoliopsida; Asterales; Asteraceae. The coding region runs from base 1 to 1917 and encodes 638 amino acids.
AUGGCAUCUUCAAAGGGUGAAGCUGGGACUGUGGUGGACUCCAAGGUCACAAAAUUAGACUUUGGGGAUCCACUAUAUUUACAUCCCAACGACACUAGUGGAGGUUUCAUUUUGUCCUUUAAACUAAGUGGGACUGGAAACUAUAAGGUUUGGUCUUAUGCUAUNCCACUAUAUUUACAUCCCAACGACACUAGUGGAGGUUUCAUUUUGUCCUUUAAACUAAGUGGGACUGGAAACUAUAAGGUUUGGUCUUAUGCUAUUAUCCUGGCUCUCGAAACUAAAAAUAAAACUGGCUUCAUAGAUGGUUCCUGUCCGCGUCCUGUUGAUGACCCCGUUCUUGAGAAACAGUGGGAUCGUUGCAAUUCCGUUGUUCUCUCAUGGAUAUUGAGCUCUAUGACCGAGGACUUGUUCCUUGGUCAAGUUUUUUCAAAAGAAUCCUCCCAAGUUUGGGAGGAAUUAAAGAAAACUUACGAUAAAGUGGAUGGGUCUGUAACUUUCAACUUGUACCAAAAAAUUAAUUCUUUGAGCCAAAAUAAUAUGUCUGUUUCCGAGUACUAUCACAAGCUUAAUUCCCUUUGGAAACAGUUUGACGCCCUGGUUAAACUUCCUUCCUGUUCUUGCAAGGCGUCUCAUGAUUUUUCUCUUCAUAGUCAACUGAUAAAAUUGAUGCAGUUUCUUAUGCUUCUUGAUGACAUUUACCAACCCAUUAGAAGUAGUAUUUUAACCAGAGACCCUCUUCCCUCGGUCAAAACUGCUUUUUCUUUAGUAUCUAGGGAAGAGUCUCAUAGAGGAUUUCCAAAAGAUUUUCAAAAUCGGGCUAAACCUCUAAAUCAAAAUUUUAAGGCUCAAGGACCUAAUUUUAGACCUACUGCUGGAAAUGUUAUCUCUUCUGAGUCUGUUACUUCUAAACCUUCCUUUUCCUUUUCAGAAGAACAGGUUGCUAAAAUUUUGAGUCUAAUUGAUCAAAAACCAAAUAUUGAUGAAGCUUCUGCCAAUAUGGCAGAUUUGAAUCUUAGAGUCUGUCAUCCUAAUGGGACUAAGGCAAAAAUAAAUAAAAUUGGUAACCUGAAACUGUCCAGUAAUGUUACUUUGUUUGACGUUCUUGUUGUUCCUGAAUUCAAUGACUGUCGUCAAAUGAGUAUAGUGGGGACUGGUAGUGAGGAUGGCGGACUUUAUUUCUUCGAUCAACACUCUAAAACUACCAACUUCCUCUCUUCUAAUAACUGUGGUAUGGUUCAUUUUGUUUCAUCUCAGUUAUGGCACAGUCGCCUUAGUCACCCUGCUGAGCAAGUGCUUCAGUUUGGGAAAUCUGUUAAAAUCUGUAGGAGUGAUAACGGAACUGAGUUUGUAAAUCAAAAAUUAGUUGGGUUUUUUGAGUCCAAAGGAAUCUUGCUUCAAACUUCUAGUGUUUAUACGCCUCAGCAGAAUGGCGUUGUUGAACGAAAACAUAGGCAUUUACUAAAUGUUUCUAGGGCUCUCAUGUUUCAGGCUGGGAUCCCGCUUAACAUGUGGAAUGAAUGUGUCUUAACUGCCACAUAUCUAAUAAAUAGAACUCCCACUUCUGUUCUUAAUGGUAAGAGUCCCUAUGAUUUGGUAUAUGGUUUUUCUCUUGUGCUUACUCAUUUGAGAAACUUUGGGUGUCUCUGUUUUGCUUUAAUUCCAAACAUAACUGAUAAAUUCUCCCCAAAAUCUGAAAAUUCUUCUAAUAAUUUUGAUGUUGUGGGACCCGAUGAUGAGGAUAAAAGACUUAUUCAUGAUGAUAAUAAUCAUCUUUCUGACUCUAGAACUAGUAACCGUAGUGAUCUAGGUAGCCGGUCUAGGAAUGACAAUAGAAAGCCUCUAGGUAGCUCUGAGAUUCAGUAUAGUCAAGAUCCUUCAUUAGAAGGUAAUCUUGAAAGAGGAGUUACCAGUUGGUAG